UAACAGAUCGUAUAAGAAUAAUCCACUCACAGAACGUGACUCUGCUUGACAGCCAACAGCAAACUAUUAACACUGACAAUAACUUUCGUGGACUAAAACGAGGAUUAAAACGUAGUGGUGACAGAACUGAUUAAGUUCCUCCGUUUUACUUGAAACGUUUGGAUGAAAGGAUGAUUAUAAAGUAAAAUAGUACAUCGAAAAAUACAAAACUGAACUUUCACGCAAUACAAUUGGACUGGACUUACACAGCAGUGAAAUAUUAAUAUUUUUGUCAGUCAGUUAAAACAUUUUUAUGAGAUGUACCUGUACACAAUUUGUGCUAUUUUUCUGUUUAAAAAGACCGAGUCCCUGAUUGGUUUACGCCCACCGUCUGCAGAUCCUACCUAUAGAAGACAUCAACAGCUACAACAAUCUCAUCCUUCGCAUAGUCCCCCACUGCCUAUAUCUCACCACCAGAACUUAAAUGAAACACAAAAGAAUAUUGCAAAGUUUAUCUUACAGAGAUCGUAUAAAAAUUUUGUCCUGAAAAAAGACGUGUAUGAUAGUUUAAAGAAAAUUUCUUCAAAAGGAACGACUCUACAUAAUGAAUCUCUAGUGUCUACUGAAAAACGAAGUUGUGAUAAUUAUACCUCACUUAAAUGCAGCAUUAGAUUUCUGAAAUCUACAAUCCGAGAAGACAGUGACGACUGCGAAAGUUUCCAGGAUGUUUCCAAUUGCAUGUGCCCUCAUUGUGUCACACAUGAAUGCAGUAUACGUCACACACUCAAGGCUAUAGCAGAUGACAAGAAUUGUGUGGUUCAAAGUAUUUCGACAAAAGGGAUAAAUAAAUGCUGUCAAGGAGAGCUGCUGAAAUGUACUAUAGACACAUAUCUGAGUAUGAACGAAGGCGAUAGAGGUUGUGAUGCCAUCACAGAAUUUACGACAUGUGUGUCACGAUUUACGACACAUUUGUCAAAUAAGAAUUUUGACAGAAUAUUUGAACUUUUGCUAUCGCUUACAAAAACAUGUAUAUACACAAUAAAACCUUAUACAUGA
This is a messenger RNA of Mytilus californianus (California mussel), 1035 nucleotides long. RefSeq lists its product as uncharacterized. NCBI's taxonomy places the organism in Eukaryota, Metazoa, Mollusca, Bivalvia, Mytilida, Mytilidae. The record is from RefSeq and is a predicted model, not a curated record. The transcript is spliced from 6 exons. Bases 298 to 1035 code for a protein of 245 amino acids.